UCCCAGUUACAGCCCAACAUCACCAUCAUAUAGUCCUACAUCACCAAGUUACAAUCCCUCGGCGAGAUACAGCCCCUCCCUUGCAUAUUCGCCGACCAGUCCAAAGCUGUCUCCGUCUAGUCCAUACAGCCCGUCAUCUCCAAGUUACAGUCCAACGUCACCAUCGUACUCUCCAACAUCUCCAUCAUAUUCUCCUUCAAGCCCAACCUAUAGUCCCAGCAGCCCAUACAACUCUGGUACAAGUCCAGAUUAUAGUCCUAGUUCUCCCCAGUACAGUCCAAGUGCAGGAUACUCACCAAGUGCUCCUGGGUAUUCACCAUCAUCUACUAGCCAGUACACCCCGCGCACUAGCGAUAAAGACAACAAGAGUGUCAAAGACGACAAGACUGGUCGUUAGGAGAGAAGAAAGUUGUGUUACUUUUCACUUUAAUCUUUCUGUGCCAUAACUGGCUCUUUGGUCAUUACUGUGCAUUGUGGAGCAUAAGAUAGCGGUGCUGGUCAGUUCAAAAUAUUUUCUGAAGGAUACUGCCUUUCGGCAUCUUCCUAUUGAAGAUCCAAUCGUGUGAAUGAGUUCUUCUUCUCUUUGUA
Molecule: messenger RNA, 588 nt
Organism: Nicotiana tabacum (common tobacco)
Lineage: Eukaryota; Viridiplantae; Streptophyta; Magnoliopsida; Solanales; Solanaceae
Source: RefSeq, a predicted model, not a curated record